AUAGGAUUAUUGCACCAUGUGUGCAAUACCCAUGAAUGGCUUGGCGGCAAAUGCAAAAACAUCCUGAAGGCGAGCACAGUGAAACCCUUCCCUGGUUUGAUAGGCGUGACAAGGAUUUUGCUGAACUGCAGAAGGUUAUCGUAAACCCAGAGCUACUAGAAAGCUUUAGCUAUUAUACACGGUUUAGACACACUGGAGAAAUAGAAUGUGCCAACAGCCUUAGUUUAAUGUAUGCACCAAAGAGAGUGCCAUUCAGUUAUAGAGUGUAUAAAGCCCGAAAGCAAUUGGGAGCAAUAGAUUGGAAUUACCAUCUCAAUAUUCCAAUUGCUAAAAGCAAAUCUGGUGAGGAUAGGACCACAAGAAGGUAUAACAGAAGGACCAGGCAGUGGGAUCUAAAGAAUGUGAAGGUUCAGAAGAGAUAUGAAUACAUUCCAAUCAUGAUGUCAAAGAUUCUCAACCACAGAAUGUAUGAUCAAGAGGGUGUGGCCUGCCCUGUGCCACUAAAUGCCAGUGACCCAGGCAACAAUGCCCCUACUAUUGCCCCCACACCAGCACCAGCAACAAAGGACAUACCACAAAGAAAAAGUAGAUUUCAAUAG
Dendronephthya gigantea is the source of this 599-nucleotide messenger RNA. RefSeq lists its product as uncharacterized. The coding region runs from base 36 to 599 and encodes 187 amino acids. NCBI's taxonomy places the organism in Eukaryota, Metazoa, Cnidaria, Anthozoa, Malacalcyonacea, Nephtheidae. The record is from RefSeq and is a predicted model, not a curated record. The transcript has 3 exons.